Molecule: messenger RNA, 1647 nt
Organism: Cyphomyrmex costatus
Lineage: Eukaryota; Metazoa; Arthropoda; Insecta; Hymenoptera; Formicidae
Product: UDP-glucuronosyltransferase 3A1-like
Exons: 5
Coding region: 1-1590 (529 amino acids)
Molecular function (GO): UDP-glycosyltransferase activity
Source: RefSeq, a predicted model, not a curated record
AUGUGGAUUAAAGUGUAUACAUUCUUAAUAAUUGCAAUUUUGUAUGUAAUAGUACAGAAUAAUGUGACAUAUGCUAAAAGGAUACUGGUUAUAUCAAAUAUACCGUCAUACAGUCAUCAAAUAUGUUAUCGUGGUCUAUGGUUAGAAUUGCAUAGACAGGGUCACGAGAUUGUGUCGAUCACUACAGACCCUAUAAAAAAUUCUUCUUUAACUAAUUAUACAGAAAUUGAUAUAAACUAUUUUCAUAAAGGCUUUCCUGAAUAUAAAUCGCUACCAUAUUCCAGUCUCACCACGGCGUAUCUUAAUUUACCGUUUCUAGAAGCAGAACGAAAUGUUAUAUGGUUUGUGGGACAUAUUCUAAAUCAGGCGGUUUUUAAAAAUUCAGAAAUGAAAAAGUUAUACGCAGUUGACAGCAAUGAACACUUUGACGCGGUUAUUGUAGCGCAGGGUCCCACAAUUUCGCUGAAUGCUUUCGCGUACAGAUUUAACGCUCCUCUUAUAGGUAUUUCAAGCUUGGAUGCAUUCAAUCAUUUGCGCUAUACGUUUGGAUCCCUGAUUCUCCCAUCGCAUAUUUCAAAUUGGCAAAUCAAUAAGCCAAAUGAAAGAAAUAUGUCAUUUUGGAGAAGACUUGUCAACUUUUAUGAAGUGUGGAAGCAGAUGUAUUCCUGGAUGAACGAACAUGUUGCUAUAGAAGAUGCGAUCGCAAAAAAGUACUUAGGAGAAGAUCUACCACAUAUCAAUGACAUAACGAGAAACAUGAGUAUAUACCUUGUAAACAGACAUCCAGCGUUUUUGCAUGGCAAACCCGAACAACCGAAUGUCAUAUAUUACUAUGGUUCUCACAUUGCAAAAGUACCGGAUGCUCUGCCAAAAAAUGUAAAACAGUUCCUCGACGAUUCGAAGGAAGGAUUUAUUUACGUCAGUCUUGGAAGCAAUGUUAAAUGGGAGGAGCUACCAAACAAUACGCUUGAAGCUUUCGUUGACGGAUUCUCCGCUUUACCAUACAAAAUUGUUUGGAAAUUAAAUCCCGAUCUAUUACCCAGGAAAUAUAAAAAUAUACUAACGUUGCAAUGGUUUCCCCAGCAAAGUAUUCUCGCUCAUCCAAAUAUCAAGUUAUUUAUUUAUCAAGGCGGCCUUCAAAGUACUGAAGAAGCUCUUUAUUACGGGAUUCCACUUAUAGGAUUUCCCAUUAUAUGGGAUCAAAUGUAUCAAGUGCGAAAUGUAGUAAGACUAGGUAUUGGAGUUCAUCUUAAAAUUAAUACUCUGUCAAAAGAAACCGUUGAAGCUACUAUACGUGAAGUUAUAAGCAACACAAGUUACAAAGAUCGGAUGCAACAUUGGAGUAAAAUUUUUAGAGAUGCACCGUAUGAUAGUAUUCAAAAUGCAGUACGAUGGAUUGAGUACGUGAUACGUCAAAAUGGAACGCCUUUCUUACAAAAUAAUCUUUGCGAUGACCCAUGGUAUCAACGAUACGAUUGGGAUAUCAUCGGAUUUCUCGCCAUAGUACUAUUCAUUGUAUUUCUUAUUUCUAUAUGGGCACUAUUUCUAAUUUUACGAUUUCACUUACAAAUAAUAUUGCACUCUCUGUAGUAGUUUUAUUAUCAGUUUUUAUUGUUAGAGAACAUAUUAAUGUUAUUAAUCCCUGAU